Cladophialophora bantiana CBS 173.52 is the source of this 1923-nucleotide messenger RNA. RefSeq lists its product as uncharacterized. NCBI's taxonomy places the organism in Eukaryota, Fungi, Ascomycota, Eurotiomycetes, Chaetothyriales, Herpotrichiellaceae. The record is from RefSeq and is a predicted model, not a curated record. The transcript is spliced from 2 exons. Bases 1 to 1923 code for a protein of 640 amino acids.
AUGUCGAAAAAAACAUUCUUGCAAUCGUCUGAGUGGUCUACCAUAUCGUCACAAUUAUACCACUCUGAGAGCCCGACCGAGGACUAUCCUUUGCGGAAUUUCGACGAGGUCGAUUCUGCCAGGGACAAUUCCAGCCACGAGAGCCUCCUUGGUCCAGCCGAGCCUGCAUAUGACCGAGAGGAAGCAGGCAUCCUUGUUGCACCUCACGAGCUGUCGGACCAGCCAACGAGUGGUAAUCGGGUCUCAGGGAAACGCCACAACCGGUCCAAGUCCACUUUAGACGCUGUUUUGAAAUGGAUCAAAGGCCCCAAGACUCCUAGAGUCUAUCGCAUCCAGUCUUCCGAAUGGCUCCAGAACGCUUGCGACCGGCUCCUUCACAGGGUCCUGCCCACUAAAAGACUUAGAUUGUUCGCCUUACUUAUUCUUUAUAUUAUUUGGAGUGGAAUGUUCCUUUGGGCCCUCCCAAUGUCGGCAAUAUCUAGCAUUGAUUCUGUCGACGGCCAGCCAAUCAGACUAGACUGUACAUCUCGGUUAUGGUUCGUGUCCCCGGGUGUCGUAAACAGACUGCAGAUAACCAACCAGUACUAUAAUUACCGCAGUCUUGUUAUCGGAGGACGACCACGAGAUCUUGGAGACCAUGCUUCUCCCGUGUACCGCGGAGACUCGUAUAUCUGCGCCGCGGCCAUCCAUGCCGGCAUCGCGACUAAUGGCCGAGGAGGCUGUGGAGUGUUGUUGCGCACUGGAGAGCAGUCCAACUUCCCUGGCGUUGAUGUCCACGGCAUCCUCAGCAUCGGGUUCCCAUCCAGCUUCCCACUUUCCUUCACCUUCAACUCCUCUCGUGUGGCGACCCCUGCAGGGUGCAGAGAUCCUCGCUGGACAUUCUUGGGCACGUCGAUCCUAAUCACGUCUCUCUUCUCCGUCUUCGUCACCUCUGCGGUGACUCUGUUCUGGUCAAUUUUCGUCGGAGUCUUCUUCCACGUGGCGCUGAUAUCGGAUUCUCCAUACUUCCAAGACCACGCUGAUGUAGUCUCAAUGGCAAUCAGACGAUUCCUCCCGGCCGCGUUCGUGGGCCACGUCAUUUAUCAAUACUGUGUCCGCCGAACCCUAUCCGGUCUCAAGGCUCCGGUCGAGAGGACUGUUCUCUGGCUUGGGGCCUGCUGGGUCGGAGCGCUGAACAAUCUCACUUUCGACCGUAUACCGAUAUCGCGACUGACUCCACACGACCUGGAGCAACAGCCAGGCGCCAUCCUCGCCCUGUCGUUGAUCACGGCUAUUCUCCUCGUCAUCGCGGCCGGGCAAGCUUGGUGCUUCAGGACCGAGGGCAGGAUGCCUCGGUACUUGCUCUUCUAUGCCAUCGUGGGCGCGUCGUUGGUCGCGCUCCUUUUGGUCCCCGGCAUGAACGUGCGGAUCCAUCACUACAUCCUCGCCCUGAUCUUACUUCCCGGGACGGCUCUCCAGACCCGCCCGAGCCUUCUGUACCAGGGCGUCCUGAUCGGGCUGUUCGUCAACGGCGUCGCGCGCUGGGGCUUCGACAGCCUCCUCCAGACGCCGGCCCAGCUCCUCCAAGAGGGCGGCGCGCUCGGCAGCCUAGUUCCUCGGCAGUCCAGCGCACCUGUCGUCGUUGGGGCGGACACCAUCACCUUCUCUUUCGGAGGAGACCCAGCUAUCUCGUCGUCGUCAUUAUCGACGCUACCACCGUUCGACGGCAUCAGCGUGCUUGUCAAUGACGUGCUGCGCUUCCAGGCUUUGAUGCCCGACGACGAGAUGACGUUCCAGUGGACGAGGCGCGUCGCUGGCGAGCCCGAGUUUUUCCGGUUCGCGUACGUGAAGAGACGUCAGUCGGGGCCUGGCUAUUGGUACGGGGAUUUCACGGUGCCAGCGCUAUGGAUGGGUAACGGCUCGUGGGCUCGUGGGGCGAGUUAG